UUUACAGCAGACAUAAGUGGAAGCCAGCGCUUCCGAAAACGAGCUAUCGCUUUUCAGCGGCUCUAUCUAACGACCACACGGCUCUACACGUUACUCUACUACCUUACGGUUUUUAGCUCCUUGUUGGAUAACCUUUAUUCGCAAUCAUGGUGGCCAUGACAAAGAGAGUGAAAACCUUCCAGGUCGUUUUUACUGAUCCCAGUAAGACUUUUUACUGCGGAGGAGAGAAGGUCUCUGGACGGGUGGAGGUGGAGGUGAACGAGGUGACGCGUGUGUCCGCAGUGAAGGUUCGGGCUCUGGGCAAUGCGAAAGUGGAAUAUGCUAAAGGAAAGCAACGUUGUCGUCAGGAGGCUGAAUACCUGAGAUAUGAAGAGGUUCUGCGGCUCGACGACCAGCCCACAGACUCUGAUGGAUCGGUAGUCUUGAGGCCUGGCAACAAAUACCAGUACACCUUUGGAUUUGAGCUUCCACAGCAAGGGCAGCUGGUGUCUUCAUACAAGGGGAAGUUUGGGUAUGUCCAUUACUGUGUGAAGGCCGUGAUGGAGCGGCCACAGCAGCCUCCUCUGGAGUGCAAGAAACCCUUUGAGGUUGAAGAGCCUCUGGAUGUCAACACCCCAGACCUGCUGUCUCCUACAGGUGGCAUGAAGGAGAAGAAGGUCACCUGCAUGUUCAUUCCAGACGGUCAGGUGUCACUGAAUGCUAAGAUCGAUCGCCGCGGCUUCUGUGAAGGUGAAGACAUUUGCAUCAAUGCAAAGUUUGAGAACACCUGCUCCCGCAUCGUCGUGCCCAAAGCAGCCAUCAUUGCCAAACACAUCUAUCAGGCCAACGGUCGGACAAAGGUCUUCCGUCAGAAGCUGUCAUCAGUGCGUGGAAACCACAUCAUCUCUGGCAUGUGUGACGCCUGGCAGGGAAAGAGCAUCAGGGUUCCAAAGAUCAAACCAUCCAUGCUGAGCUGCAACAUCAUCCGUGUGGAGUACGCGCUCAUGAUUUAUGUCCACAUCCCAGGAAGUGAGAAACUGAUCCUGGAGCUGCCUCUGGUCAUAGGGACUGCUGGUCUGGGCAGCCGCAGCAACAGUGUCAGCAGUCAGGAGGGUUCAGUCAGCAACGCCUCUCAGAGCUGGGUGUCUCUCAGGAUGCCCUCUGAGCCGCCCAGCUACAGCGAUAUCCCCCGUGACUGCGGCCUGGACCAGCCCCUCACUCCACUCCUGGAUGACUUUGAUGGUGACGACAGCCCAAUCUUCAUGAACGCAUUCCCAUUCCCAUCACCGCCACCUUACACUGAGGCUGAGGAAGAGUUCAAUGGCAACGCUCGCAUGCUUCCUGUCUUCUGAAGUCCAGCAGAGAUUCUAGAACUGUGGUCCAGCUCUCAGGGACUGUUCUUUCAAGGCACUUCAGAAGGAGCAGAAGGUCCAAACUCCAGAAGAAAUGUUGUUGGAUGGAGAAGUAAAGCCAGGACUGUGGAGGUGGACAGAAAGACACUUGCCUGUACUAUCAGCUGUCUUCACUGCGCUUCAUUGCCUUCGCUGAUCCUGAGUCUUCAUGGUGGUGUUCUUCAGGUCGUGGAUGUGAAGGUGGAGCCACACAGUCUGUGGUGCACUACGUAUCUGAAUAAGCUGUCCCUUCCAGAGACUCUUGAUCGGGGUCUCAUUGCCUAUCAGACACUUUAUGACUUUGUUAUUGGGGCCAAGCGUUAUAUGAGUCAUGCCCAAGCCUGCUGUGACAUCUUUGCUUUUUAGGGGUUUGACUUUUCCUUAUUCCAGUCAAACCCUGUACCUGUUAAAGAUUCAUUAGUAAAAGACUCCUUUUGUUACUUCUGUCCAGUGAGUUUGUGUUGCUGUUAACAAUUAGUCCUGAAUAUUGUUGCCUUUGAGAAUUACAGCAUGUAGAAUAAUCUUUCCUGGAUACAGAGAGAGUCUCUGGCAGCAUCCAUAGUUUCAUA
Messenger RNA from Scomber japonicus (chub mackerel), 1939 nucleotides. RefSeq names its product thioredoxin interacting protein a (gene txnipa). The record is from RefSeq and is a predicted model, not a curated record. Gene Ontology annotation, cellular component: cytoplasm. The transcript has 6 exons. Lineage: Eukaryota; Metazoa; Chordata; Actinopteri; Scombriformes; Scombridae. Gene Ontology annotation, biological process: protein transport. The coding region runs from base 147 to 1331 and encodes 394 amino acids. Gene Ontology annotation, molecular function: ubiquitin protein ligase binding.